AUGCAGAGCGAUGCCAGCAGUCGCACUGAGUUGACGGAUGCCACGAUUGCGGACAGCGAGGCCACCAUUGAGCAGCUGAAGGAGUUGCGAUUCAACGAGAAAAACUUGAUCAUAUACUCCGCGCCGGGAAUCAAUGAUGAACUCUCCGCCAGAUACCUGCGCAGCUUCGCAUUUGUGACCUUCAAGCGAAGAUCGCCUGGUUUUAUCGGGGAUCUGAUCACUGUGCUGCAAAAUCGGGAGCCAGAAAUCAUAGAGGAGUGCGGUGACUAUGCUCACUUCGACCUAAAGCGCACCAUCUGGAGCCUGGAACUGCUGCGGAAGGAGAUGCUCAACAACGACGAGUUCCAGAUAUUCCGGGUCAAGGCCCCGGACACCGAGAGUUGGAAUGCCUUUUUGCUGGGCCUCACCGAGGACCGAAGGCAAUGGUUCUCGGCCGUUUGGCUGCACGCCGAGUGCUACAUGUACCGCCGCAUCUGGUCGAUCUUCCAGCGCUCCGACACCCUCGCAAACUACGACUACUUUGGCGAGCAGAAGACGUCGGCUGCCAGGUCCUUGACGCCCUUGAUGAGGGACAUCCUGGAGGCCACCAGGAAGCUGCCGCGCAGCCAGGAGAACUUUCAGCACCUGCUCAAGCUAUCUGCCUGGGCCAACCGCUGCGACCUGUCCAUCACAACCGAGGGUCCGGAUGCCGAGAUUUUCCAUCGAAUUGCGGAGUACGAUGCGGAUCUGCUGGCCGAUCAGUCGGCGGAUAUAUGGAAGGACCUCACCGAGGCCUGUGAACCCGUCUACGUGGACAUCGUGUGUGACAAUGCCGGGUUCGAGCUUUUCGCCGACCUGCUGCUGGCAGAAUACAUCGUGGAAUCGGGCUUGGCUCGUCGGGUGCGGUUUCAUGCGAAGGCCAUUCCCUGGUUCGUCUCGGAUGUCACUCAUCAGGACUUUCACUGGAUGCUGAACUACUUUCGCAAGCACGAUCUGCCGGAACUAAGGGCUUUCGGCAGGAAGAUACGCGGCUACCUCCGGGACCGUUCGUUUAUCCUGUGCGACAAGAGCUACUUCUGGACAAGUGGCCACGACUGCAGCCAAAUGAAGCGGGUGCAGCCUUGUCUGUAUGUCUACAUCAGCGAUUCAGCCCUGGCGAUCUUCAAAGGCGACCUCAACUACCGGAAGCUACUCGGCGACAUUAACUACAAGUCCACUGCCCCAUUCGCCGAUUGCCUGCGGGGCUUUCAGCCCACCAGCGUAUGCGCCCUGCGGGUCAUCAAAUCGGACAUCUACUGUGGACUGCCAGUUUGCGCAGUCGAGUGGCUAACCGAGGACAAUCCGGAGUGGAUGACCGCUGGCAAGAAGGCCGUCAUUCAAGUGGCCAUCAAGCAUCGACUGUCGAGUGACACUGUUGUUUGAUUUACACAAGUUAUGAUUCGUUCUUUUCUGGAUAUCGCAA
Molecule: messenger RNA, 1441 nt
Organism: Drosophila gunungcola (fruit fly)
Lineage: Eukaryota; Metazoa; Arthropoda; Insecta; Diptera; Drosophilidae
Product: damage-control phosphatase ARMT1
Exons: 1
Coding region: 1-1401 (466 amino acids)
Biological process (GO): DNA damage response
Cellular component (GO): cytoplasm; nucleus
Molecular function (GO): phosphatase activity
Source: RefSeq, a predicted model, not a curated record